This is a messenger RNA of Striga asiatica, 1095 nucleotides long. NCBI's taxonomy places the organism in Eukaryota, Viridiplantae, Streptophyta, Magnoliopsida, Lamiales, Orobanchaceae. The record is from the annotation of a GenBank genome assembly.
UGAACUCCUUUAGAAAGAAAACAGAAAUAAAAUCCCUGAUUGAUAAGGUUAUUCUGCGUAACCCUUAGGUUAUACAUGCACAGGGUAUAAGAUUGAGAUUUCAAAGCAUAUAUACCUGCCAAAAGCAUUGUCGUCCAAACUAAGAAAGCUUAAAAUAUUCGACCUGAACUUCCCACAUUAGUUCAACUUUUUAAAUAUCGAAAAUAUCACCAAGUUCACCUAUAAACUUUAUAUACAUAUAUACAUUUGCCAAUCUACAAAACUCACGUUUACGCAAAACUUAAUCGGUUAAUCCGGUGAAAGCUUCAAUUGCAGCCCAAUGCCGAUACUCUUCCCAAAGAUUUUGAUCACUCUAUUCUUCUUGCUGUUAGUAUCACCUAAUUCAGAUGCACAGUUUGAGGACUAUUGCAUAGCAGACGAGCAAACCCCCGAUGAUGAGCUGUCGGCAGCUAUGAAGUGGGCUUGUGGCAAUGGGGCUGAUUGCCGUCCGAUCCAAGAAAGUCAGCCGUGCUAUCUGCCCAACACGCUAAAGGAUCACGCGUCUUAUGCAUUUAAUAGUUACUAUCAGAAUAUGAAGCACAAAGGAGGAAGUUGCUAUUUCAAUGCGGCUGCUCUUUUAUCUUCUCUCAAUCCUAGCCAUGACUCAUGCAAGUUUGACAAUCUCCCCUGAACCUGUUACGCGUCAAGAUCCUCACUCAAUGAUCUUCUCAACAUUUUAUUGCUAUACGAACCAGAUAAUUUUUGCAUUUCAAAUUACAUCACAUAAAAUAUGAUGCAAAUUUGCAAUUGCUAAUACCAUUUUUAAUUUUUAUUAUUCUAAACAUUUUGAGUAGUUUGUGAUUGGAAAAUUAGACCCUGAAUUACCCGAAUAUUUAUUUUCAACAACGUAUUUGAGGUUGACUUCAACGUCAUAUGCUAACGCCAAGUUAAGUUCCCUACAAUUAUAUGCUUAAUAUGUAAUAAUGUCACAAAAUCUACUAUGCAAUCGUUAUAUAUGGUGAUUCCUUGUCGAUGGACCUUGCGAAUUAUUUACUAAAACAGUGUGCAUUUGUAUUUUGUGCUAUCAUCUGGAAUGAAAUCCCCUUAAUCACUUUA